UUCCCCAGCGGAUCCGAUUACGAAGUCAGGGUCAUAAACCCUAAAUCAGAACUCAACACUCUCAGUCACUAGCAACCUCACGCAAAUCAUCAAUGGCGUCUCAAGUUGCCAUUUUUGCUCGAAGGAAAUCCCUAAUCAAAACCUUUAGCUCCAUCAAAUCCAUUUCCACCUUCACUUUCCUUUCUCAGGAACCCCAACUCGCCACUGAACCAACAGACUCCGAUCCCACCACCACCGCUGCCCCUACUCCUCUACCUCCAAACCCAGCCACUGGUAGCCCUCUCUACCAUGAGAACUGGCGCAGCCCAAUCCCAAACUCACCACUUGGUCAGUCUCUAAUCCCUCUCGGCUUCACCCAACAACACCUAGCCUCUCGCCUCCAUUCCACAUAUGAACAUCUCGACGUCAAUGCUCUGUUGAAUGUGUUCGCCGACUGGAUGACCUCGCAGCGAUGGUCAGAUAUAAAACAACUUUUUGAAUUUUGGAUACGGUCGCUGGACACAAAUGGCAAGCCUAAUAAGCCGGAUGUCAAUUUGUAUAAUCAUUACCUGAGAGCGAAUUUGAUGAUAGGAGCUACUGCUGGGGAUUUGCUGGACUUGGUUGCUCGGAUGGAGGAGUAUGCCUUGAUGCCUAACACAGCUUCCUUCAAUUUGGUGCUCAAAGCUAUGCAUCAGGCCAGAGAGACUGAGGCUGCCGAGAAGUUGCUCCAAAGGAUGGAGCUUACAGGGAAUGAAUCUCGGCCUGAUGACGAGUCUUACAGUUUGGUCAUUGGCAUGAUGUUCUCGACAUACAGAAUUGAUGCUGCCUUGAAAUAUGUAGAUAAGAGUUUGAAAUCUGGUUAUAUGUUAUCAAUGAGAGUGUUUAAUGAUUGUGUAACUAGCUGUGUAAACAAAGGCCGACUGGAUACUUUGGUGUCAAUUAUUGAGAAGUGCAAGACAAUGGAUCAGAACAAAGCUCUCUGUCCACCUUGGAACAUGUGCAACGUUAUUGCAGAAGCUGCUGUACAAGCAGAUAACAAUAAGUUAGCAUAUUAUGCCUUAGAAUUUAUGGCCAAAUGGAUUGUUAGAGGUGAGAAUGCAAGGCCGCCUGUUAUACUUUCUGUGGAUGAAGGGCUGAUCAUAUCCACACUUGGAACUGCUGGCAAGACCUAUAGCUCCACUCUUUUGGAUGCAUCAUGGGAAAUUCUCCGCCGCUCAUUGCGCGAAAAGAAGGCCCCGCAACCAGAAUCUUAUAUUGCCAAAAUAUAUACCUAUGCAUCUCUGGGGAAUCUGCAGAAGGCUUUUAGUACUCUUCGUGAAUUUGAGAUUUCCCAUGGGAGUUCUGACAAAGCAGCAGAAGAAGAAUGGUUCUCACCAUUUACUUCUUUAUAUCCAUUGGUUAUGGCAUGCUCAAAGAAGGGUUUUGAGACUCUGGACUUGGUAUAUUUUCAGCUGGAGAAUUUGAGCCGUGCAGAAAGUCCAUACAAGUCUGUUGCUGCUCUUAAUUGUAUAGUUUUAGGCUGUGCAAGUAUAUGGGACCUUGACCGUGCUUAUCAAACUUUUGAGGCAAUUGGCUCAUCUUUUGGAUUGACUCCUGAUGUUCAUUCAUACAAUGCUCUGAUGUAUGCCUUUGGAAGGCUCAAGAAGACAUUUGAGGCUGCAAGGGUAUUUGAGCACAUGGUAAGCUUAGGAAUCAAACCCAACUCAACAUCAUAUGCAUUGCUUGUUGAUGCUCAUAUCAUCAAUCGUGAUGUAAAAACUGCUCUCUCUGUAAUUGAUGAGAUGGUGUCCGUAGGAUUUGUACCCUCUAAGGAAACACUAAAGAAAAUCAGAAGGCGCUGUGUCCGUGAGAUGGACUAUGAAAGUGAUGAUCGUCUGGACUCCGUGGCUAAAAAGUUCAAAAUUCGAAUGGGUUCUGAGAUUCGUAGAGACACGCUGUUUAAUCUUGAUUAUGGCACUGAUUUUGCUGGAUAGGUUGCUUAUCAUUCUUCGUGUCAGUCUCAGUUUGGACUAGAACUCUACUUUUUGAACAAGAAGCCAAUUCUUGUUUGUAAAUUUCUUUGUUGUACUCAAAUUUGGGUGUUGGCAGCAUGACUCUUAGGAUCAUAGCCUCAUAAGUUUCUUUUACUUCAAAAUUAUUAUUUACGCAAACUAUAGGGGAGCGAGAUGAUCCAAGAAAUAUUUUCUAAUAAAUGUAGGACAAUUUUUAUUUUUAAUUUAGGGUAGAAAUUCUGUGUUAGGUGGAUGAGACCACAUCCUGGAAAUGGCUUAGAUGUCGGUGUCUUUCUCUACCUCAUUUGGAUUUUUUCUGCUCUCUGUAAAUGUUGAGAUUAAUUUUGGCUUUCAAGGAUUUGAUUUUGGAGCUCA
Molecule: messenger RNA, 2345 nt
Organism: Manihot esculenta (cassava)
Lineage: Eukaryota; Viridiplantae; Streptophyta; Magnoliopsida; Malpighiales; Euphorbiaceae
Product: pentatricopeptide repeat-containing protein At1g26460, mitochondrial
Exons: 7
Coding region: 93-1952 (619 amino acids)
Molecular function (GO): protein binding
Source: RefSeq, a predicted model, not a curated record